Messenger RNA from Penicillium maclennaniae, 891 nucleotides. RefSeq lists its product as uncharacterized. The transcript has a single exon. The record is from RefSeq and is a predicted model, not a curated record. The coding region runs from base 1 to 891 and encodes 296 amino acids. NCBI's taxonomy places the organism in Eukaryota, Fungi, Ascomycota, Eurotiomycetes, Eurotiales, Aspergillaceae.
AUGGACGUUCCCAGGAAUCGAAAGCAGCGUCGUGCUGCAGCUGCAACUUCCUCAUCUCCUGAACCUUCAAUUCCCCUCGCAAUCCCGCCCCGCAACCAGUCCGCAAAAAAAAGCGAACGAACAUUGUACGACAUCAUCGCAGAGCGCCAAAAUGAGCUCUUGGGACAACAGGCCGUCUCACAGGCUGCGCUAGACGCAGAACUUGCCAAAGGGCAUAAAUCAAAGUCAAAGGGGCCACGAUAUGUGACCGUCGACGCGUCUGGGAAUGUCGUUGACGCCAACGCCAGCGACCAAGUACCGAUGAAUAACGGCGCAAGAAAGAUCUCGACCGAAGACACAGGGUCAGCUCCAGACGAACCAGAUAAGCCCUUGCCUCCAUUUAUCGACACAGUCCUACUCUCCGUGCCCCUCACAACUCUCCACCUCACCCUGGCUUACGUCGCCGCCCACCAAUACGCUGAACGGAUCGACCUCCCACGCCUCCUUAAAGAAUCAUUCACAAUCACGCUUCCAUUCCUGACAUUCUUCAUCCACUUCGCCCACGGUCAUAUCAUUCGCUUCAGAUUAAGUAAACGUCUAAGCUUCCUCGCCCCGCAGCCCAUAUCUAUCCUCCCACUCACGCCCGACAAAUUCACAUUCUCGUUUCUGCGCCGUUUGAUCUUUCCGCCAAGUUUACGAACAAUUGUGUUCCUUCCAGCGGCGCUCUUGCUGGGUGCGCACCUCAUAAGUGUGACGAAUGGGGAGCCGUACUACGGCGUCAUGAAGAAAGCGCCCGCAUUUGGGACAAUCUGGAUUUGGUGCAUAUUGGAAAUGUCUUUUGGCGCGGCUCUCAUCGGGGCUUUGGCACCACUGGCUUGGGGUGUGUGGUGGAUGGGCUAUGGGAUUGUUUGA